Molecule: messenger RNA, 2061 nt
Organism: Racocetra fulgida
Lineage: Eukaryota; Fungi; Glomeromycota; Glomeromycetes; Diversisporales; Gigasporaceae
Source: the annotation of a GenBank genome assembly
AUGAAUCAAGACGAAAUUGGUAAAAUAGAUCCAUAUAACAAACAAUUCUCUCAAACCACUCCAAUAAUCGAUGGAAAGAAAUCUGAUAAUGGUUUAAUGGGUCAUGAGGGCAUAAGAUGGCAUGUUCAACAAGCUGGAGAUUUGAUAUUAAAUGGGGUGCAAGAAGUUAAUGGACCUAGAAAUAGAAGACCAUUAGAAGCGUUACCAUUAGAAGCAAUAAUGUAUUGCCCGGCCAAAAAAUUAUUACCCACAUUAAUAUUUCUAAAAAAAAUGGGAUCCAGUUUAAAUUGUAUAGAUUCAUAUACCGGAGGAAGUUGUAUAAACUUUUUAUCACAAAACAAUUCACUUUUAACCGCUUCAUUUAAAUCGAAUAAUUAUUCACCUUAUAAUCCAACAACAUUUACUCACCUUAAUACACAAGGAAUUUAUUUUAAAAAAGUAUUAUUAUAUUUAUUAGAACAAGGUUUAGAUAUAAAUUCUCAAACGUGUACGGGUGACACAUUAUUAACUUCUUUAUUAUUUAAAUGGCAUCCAAAUUUAUCUCCUUCAAUAAUUGAAUUUUUAAUAGAACAAGGGGCUAAUCCAAAUUUGGAAAAUAUAAGAGGUGGAACUCCUUUAGGUUAUACAUUAUUGGCUACAAGAUUUGAAAAUGGUGGUGGUCCAUUUAAAAAAGUUUUGAAAAUUUUGAAAAUUUUAUUAAAAGGUGGUGGUGAAUGUAAUCAUGAAAUUGUAAUACCGGGUAGAAGAUUAAGAAAUUUAGGUUGGGUUUGUGUUGAUAUUAGUUCUAAUUUAUCAAAAUCUCAACAAAAAAUUUUGGUCGAACUUUUAAUUCAAUGGGGUUGUGAAUUUGGUACUUGGGGAGAGGUUAAAGGAAAACAUCCUGAAAAAGAUGAUGAAAAGGAUGAUGAUGAAAAAGAUGAUGAAAAAGAUGAUGAUUUGUAUGAGGAAGCUGAUGAAGUUGAUGAAACUGAAGGUGCUGGUGUUGGAGGGCAUCCCGGAACCAUUAGUGGAGGUGGUAUUUUAAAUACAGAUUAUAGUGAAGAAAUUGAUGCGAUUUAUGAUGAAAUUGAUGAUGAUGGUAAUGAAUCACCCGUAUUGCCAUCUAAUCAAGGUGGUGGAAGUUUAUUAACUAAAAGAUUAAAAGGUAAAAAUUUAAAAUUUGAAACUCCAAUAAAAAUACCUCCAUUAUUAUCGAGUCCACCUACUUCUCCUUUGCCUCCCACUUCUUCACUACCACCAAUACCCACGCAAAAAUUUCCGGGACGUCGUGGAACAUUAACCGCACGUGAUAUUCCUGUAUCAUUAUUAAGACCAUCAGCGUUGAAUACUCAAAUUCCUCUAACAGGAUCACGUCCUCGUUCUCGUUCAAUGCAUAGACUAUCAUUGUUUUUUAAUCCAUCACCUACAACUCCCAAAACUCCAAUGUUUAAACCAAAUAGUCCACAAAACAUUUUAGUAUAUGCGGUUCAAUUAGAUCGACUUGAAAUGAUAAAAAUUCUUUUAAAAAGAAUUUAUGAACUUAGUGAACCGAAAAGUAUAAUAGCUGCAUUAAAAGAAUGUGGAGUUAAUUUUACUAAAAUUGAAAGUGAUGAUGAACAUGAUAAUAAUGUCGAAGAAAUCAUAAUAUCAAAAGAAAAAUAUGGUUUCUUUGAACAUUUGUUUAAACAUCAUCAUGAUGGUAAAUAUGAAAUUAGAAAGUAUUUAAUGACUUGGUAUGGAAAACAAGGUGUUUCAAAAAGGAAAAAAACAAUGAUUAGUAUCGAAAAAAUGAAACAAAAAUGGUCAAAUAAAGCAAAGAAUGGAUAUUUUUCUAGUAGAGGAAUUGAUGCUGAAUUCGUUAUGGUUAAUGCUCAUGAUAAAGAAAUUUCUGAUGAUGAAAUUACUGAUGAUGAUGAAAAUUAUGAUAAUGAUGAAAAUUAUGAAAGUGGUGAGAAUUAUGAAAGUUAUGUUCUUGAUGAUGAAAGUGAAAAUGAUUCUAGAAAUGAUGAUUCAGAAAGUAUUUUGGAAAGUCCAACUAAAAGUGAUUUAGAAUUACUUAAUCACGAAGAGAAAGAAGAAUAA